AUGGCACGUGCAGAGGGCAGCAGGGCGCACGGGGCGCACAGGGCAGCAGGGCAGCAGGGCGCACAGGGCAGCAGGGCAGCAGGGCGCGCGGGGCGCACAGGGCUGCAGGGCGCGCGGGGCGCACAGGGCAGCAGGGCAGCAGGGCGCACAGGGCUGCAGGGCAGCAGGGCGCGCGGGGCGAACAGGGCAGCAGGGCGCACAGGGCUGCAGGGCACCAAGGCGCGCGGGGCGCGCAGGGCUGCAGGGCUGCAGGGCGCGCAGGGCGCGCAGGGCAGCAGGACAGCAGGGCGCGCGGGGCGCGCAGGGCUGCAGGGCGCGCGGGGCGCACAGGGCAGCAGGGCAGCAGGGCGCACAGGGCUGCAGGGCAGCAGGGCGCGCGGGGCGAACAGGGCAGCAGGGCGCACAGGGCGCACAGGGCAGCAGGGCGUGCGGGGCGCGCAGGGCUGCAGGGCGCGCAGGGCAGCAGGACAGCAGGGCGCGCGGGGCGCGCAGGGCUGCAGGGCGCGUGGGGCGCACAGGGCAGCAGGGCGCACAGGGCUGCAGGGCAGCAGGGCGCGCGGGGCGAACAGGGCAGCAGGGCGCACAGGGCUGCAGGGCAGCAGGACAGCAGGGCGCGCAGGGCUGCAGGGCGCGCGGCGCGCACAGGGCAGCAGGGCGCGCAGGGCAGCAGGACAGCAGGGCGCGCAGGGCGCGCAGGGCUGCAGGGCGCGCGGGGCGCACAGGGCAGCAGGGCAGCACGGAUCGCGGGGCGCAGCAGGGCUGCAGGGCGCGCGGGGCGCACAGGGCAGCAGGGCAGCAGGGCGCACAGGGGAUGGCGUCAUGCCCCGCGUUGGUAGGUGGUAA
Molecule: messenger RNA, 843 nt
Organism: Closterium sp. Naga37s-1
Lineage: Eukaryota; Viridiplantae; Streptophyta; Zygnematophyceae; Desmidiales; Closteriaceae
Source: the annotation of a GenBank genome assembly